UAACCCCGCAAAAUUCAGCGCGGGAUUCCGUCCCGCACCGACUUUUAAACCAGACUUCACUCUAAUCCAAAACCUAAAACUCCCUCAAGUAAAGUCUUGUGUCUUAUGUCUUAGCCCCAAUAACCCGAAACAGUCUUUUUCACAUUUUAAGCCUUUUAUUUUUUUUGUUUGUUAAGCACCAAAAAUUAUCAGAGAAACACUUGAACUUUGAUUUCAUUAAUUUCAGCUUCCACAUAGACAGACGCUCUUUUUUCAAACAAUUUUUUAAUCCUUUUGUUUAAAAUUAAAUUUCUUAGACUAUUUAACAAUUUAAUUUAACAAUUUUUAAACCAAACAGAUUAUUAAAAAAGAAAAAAGAAAGAAAUGUCUCCAGUUCAUAGUCCCAUUCUUAAUUUAACACAAAUGCAGCUUUCUUUUGCUGGGUGUGGAUUUCUUUGUAUUUACCAUGCUGGGGUUUGUGCUGCUAUUAAAGAAUACGCCCCACAACUAACUCUUAAUCGGAUAAAAGGAGCUUCCGCAGGUGCAAUUGCAGCUGCUGGUUUAGUUUGUAAUGUGUGUAUGUCACACGCAACCAGUACAAUUUUGCAAAUUGUUACUGAGGCGCGUGCUGGUUCUUUACUUGCACUUUCUCCCAAUUUUGAUGUUCUUGCACUUGUUCGACAAGGACUUGAACAAACAUUACCAGAAAAUGCCCAUAUUCUCUGUACUGGUCGACUUUUUAUUUCCGCUACACGGGCACGGGAUUACAAAAAUGCGCUUAUUUCUGAAUUUGUCUCUCGUGAGGAGUUGAUAGAAGCACUUUUGUGUUCUUGUUUCAUCCCUUUUUAUUGUGGAAGAACUCCGCCAACAUACCGAGGAGAGCAGUAUAUUGAUGGGGCUUUUUCGGAUAAUCAGCCAGGAAAGUGGGAGCCUGGCACUAUUACGGUGAGCCCAUUCAGUGGUGAAUCCGACAUUUGCCCGACUGAUGAGGAUAGUGCAAGGCAAGUUUAG
Messenger RNA from Meloidogyne enterolobii, 990 nucleotides. Lineage: Eukaryota; Metazoa; Nematoda; Chromadorea; Rhabditida; Meloidogynidae. The record is from the annotation of a GenBank genome assembly.